Messenger RNA from Zeugodacus cucurbitae (melon fly), 4725 nucleotides. It is a transcript of the gene cup, whose product is annotated as protein cup. The transcript has 7 exons. Bases 316 to 4446 code for a protein of 1376 amino acids. Lineage: Eukaryota; Metazoa; Arthropoda; Insecta; Diptera; Tephritidae. The record is from RefSeq and is a predicted model, not a curated record.
AUCUGCGGCAACGGUAUAAUUGUAAAUUCGCCUUGACGUUUCGUUUUGAUGACGAACGGAUUUUUUCUGGAAGCAGGAAAAACUGAUGGAUAAGUGAUUUUUUGAUCCUUUGUGCAAUUUGCAGUUAAAUAAUUUUCUAAGUAUUCAUUUAUUGUGAUUUUUUUUUCAAAUUUUAUUAUUGCUAAAGUUUUUUAUGAGUUUAUUUGUAUUGAAUAAUACGUGACUAGUCUAAAUUACAUUUUGAAUUGGUUACCAUCGUUCUACAUAAUAUAUUACGAUUGUUUAAGUAUCUAGCAAAAGCUCAUAGUAACAGCCAUGACUGAGCCGUCAUAUAUGGAUACUCAAGUAACGCAUGUUAUGAACAAACUCGAAAACAAUGACUCUGAAUUUACGAAAAACGUUCCAGAGAUUCAUAUUGUAGAAGAGACUACGGAUGAAGUGCUGAAAGAAUCCGUGGAAGUAGCAGAGGAUACUGAAAAUAUUACUCAUACUCCUGUAAGGAAAACCUUUGAAAUCCCACCACCACCACCGCCAACACCAGUUCAAGAGAAGAUCUCCACAAAAUAUGCUGAAGAUGUAAAACACAAUUCCGUAUUGCAAUUUAAAAUUAUGCAAGAUGCAAAAGUUGCAAUAAAAAUAUUGGAAGAAGAUUGCGGAGAAGUAAGGGAAGCGAACGAAAUUUGCGUAGUAGAGAAAUUCUCUAGUGAUGGCAGUAACGAUGAUAUGUUGGCAGUGGGAAAUACAAAAGAACUAGUAAUUGAUCAUGAAGAUGAUCGAACGGUUUCUUCUAAGAUGCAACCGCUAGAAAAGGCCAACGAGGCAAUGCCUCAUUCAAGUAUUUUAAAAGUAUUAGCGGAAGCAGCUCCUUUGCCGAAUGAUGAUGAAACCCUCAAAAUUCCAAUGAUUCAAAGUGAAUCAACGACUGCAACAGAAGCGCCACCACCGACCCUUGCUGUAGUUGAGUAUCGAUCGGCAUUUGAAAUGUGCGCCAAAGAACUUACCGUUACCGAAGCACGUUCUGCAAGAGUCCAACGUCUAGUUGAUAAAUGUAUAAAACCUAAUUCACCUGUUUAUGCUACCGCAAUACCCUUGCCACCACCUACAAUUUCGAAAGAGCAUUCAAUUUCAACAGUAAAUGUGACAUUGCCUAAUGAUAUUUGCGCUGGAAGUAAAUCAAAGCGAUUUUUCAAGUCUGACACACAUAACUACAAUCAUCAUCAGCACGAUGAUGAAGGAAUCCCAUUGCACAUGGUACAAGCAUGUUCCUCCACACCUUACAACCAACAGACCUUGUCUUGUUCGGUAGUCAGUUGUGAUUUAGCACUCAUUAGCGAACAGGUUAGUCCUUUGAGUGAAACUGACGAUGAGAAAGAGCCAUUAAUAAUGAAACAAAGACAACUAACUCCACAACCACAACGUAAACCCAAAAUGCUUUCGAUUUCUAAAUCAGCACCCAUAAUUAGUCAACGUACGGAUGAUUCAAAUCUCUGCAAAUCAAAGUCGUUGGAAAAAUCAAAUUGUCCUCUACACUAUAGUCGAGCAAAUUUGCUUCAUAUACGCAAUGAUUUAUCAAACAUAUUACACUCUCACAAUAAGCAUCCUUCAAUAAAACACAGUGUGCCAAAUAUUGUGGAUUGCGAUGUUAUCGAAUUAGAGGCGCGUCUACGUAGACUCAAUAUUUGGAAGUCUAUGAAUCACGAGGAAAAUACGAGUGGCCGAAAACAACAAUGGGCGCGUGGUAAUGACAUGAUGCCCGCAUUUUUCAAAAAUAAAAACAUUUUGGAUGAAUCGAUUAUUAAAAGUCAACCACCACAGCCAGAACUUAAGGAUUCUGCUAUAAUUACAAAUCAACGUCGUAUUGGCAGUGGAAGAUUACCCAAAGUUAAAUGGGCAAAUUCUGUUGCCUCCGACAAUCCUCAGUCCUACGAAAAAGACGCCAACAAUAAUAAGCAAUCUAACAAUGAUAUUUCAAGUAAGCUUAGGCUCCUUAAGCUCUUUGAGACAAGUAAGGUUGAUAAUAUACGCCAUGAUAAACCUGCAAUUCGGCCGGCAUUAACUGCACUAACAGGUCAUAACAAGAAUACGGAUCGUGCAGCCACGUCGUCGGCCAAUACCAAUGGCAAUGCCAAUUAUGUAAAGCGUUUAACAUCAGGUUAUUUGGUUGUUAAAAAUUCUAAAGAUCGCGUCAGAGAGGACAACGAACACCAUCGUUACAAAAAUGAGGAACCUGAAUGGUUUAGUUGUGGACCUACUUCGCGUUUAGAUACCAUUGAAUUAUGCGGUUUUGAUGAUGAUGAGGAACAGUUGGGCAAUAAAACAGACCAUAGCGACGAUGAGCUUUUGAAUGAGAAUGAUGAAGCCAAAGAGAAUCGUAACGAAAAUGCAAAUAUGGGUAUAAAGAACAAGAACAAGAGUGAAUCGAACGGUGUUAAAGGCAAUUCGCUAGACGGUGUUGAUGCGCAAGAAGAACGAAAAUCAAUUUCCUUUCAGUAUGAUCAGUUCUCAGCAGGUUCAAACAAAUCAAUACAACAACAACAACAACAGCUGCAGCAACGUCAAUACGGUGGCGGUAGUGAGAGUAAUGGGCAUAAUUCAAGUGGUCGCUCAAGAUUUAUACCAUUUUUUGCGCCAGGUGACAAAAAGUCGCACGAGCGUAUUGAAAGAAAUGGGUCAUCAACAUCGUUGAAUGAGUUUUUCAAGCACGCCUUGAAUGUACAGCAAUCAACCGAUCAGCACCAGCAGCAACAACAACAACAAAAACAGAAACAACAGCAAAAGGCAGCAUUAAAUACAAAUGUCAAUUUGGGCGAUAUCCCACUGGUGGAUGAGUUGGAGGCGAAAUGGCGCCGUAAUUCCUUGACAGAACGCCCUCAAAAUAACAGCAAUAUUCACGUGGAAAAUAAAAACUAUAAAUACAAAAAUUUCAGUCACAAACACAACCAAGAUAAUACGCAGGACGCAAAUAAUAAUAUAUUAUUACAAAAUUCUGAAAAUUUCAAACAAUUGCUAGGUAAAUUGCAAAGCAAUAAUAAUAAUAAUAACAAUAAAAAUGUGCAAAACAAACAAUCAACAACAAACACAAUGAAGUUGAAUGGCAAGGGGGAUGGACAAAAUUCAGCAAUCAACCAACAACAAACGCAAAAUCAAUUUUGUAAUGAGAAUAUUUCUAAUUUUAUAUUUAAACAGCAGCAAUAUCAACAACAACAACUUUUGCUAGCAAAUUUACACAUGAAAGCUACCUUAAGCCGUCCCGAAGCUCAAUAUCUUUUACUGGGCUUAGCUAAAGGCGAAAUCUCCAAGCACGGCCUACUUGUUCAGCUUUCUAAUCCUCGUUUGCCUCAGCGUGAUCGCGAAGCCAUUACUGCAGUACUCACAUUCACCUCGACACAGCAGACACAUGGAUUGCAAACGCAAUUUCUGCAUACUCAGAAUCAGCAGCAGCCAACAUUUAACAAUUCCCAAAUUCAUCCAUUUGAUUCGUUUUCCAAUAGCAUGAUGCUAAGUCAGUUGCAAAAUUUGCAAAAUUUGGCAAUAGUGCAGCAAACCUUGGCGGCACAACAACAGCAGCAGCAGCAGCAGCAGCAGCAGCAGCAGCAACAACAACAACAACAUAACAAUAAUAAUCAACGUAACCCAUUUGCAUUGCAACCGAUGACCACGGAAGAACUACAAAAUCACACCAAAUUAAUAAUGCAAAACGCAUUGGCAAAGCGAAAAUUUGAGGAGCAACAAUCGAAUAUAUUAGGAAUGCAAAAGAUAUUGCAAUUGAAUGCAGUAGCUACGGCGGCUGCUGCUGCAGCUGCAGCUACAGUAAAUAAGCAGCAACAGCAUCAGCAGCAGCACUCACAGCUACCAAAUCAAAAUAUGCGUAUGCCGAGCGGUACAGCAGCAGCAGCUACCGCCAAUAACGGUAGUAGUCAUGCCAAUCGUACAAGUGUCGGUAGUGGCAAUCGCAGACUGCAAGCAUUGCAAAAUCUUUUCAACGAUUCGAAUGGCAUGGUCGACGCUGUGGAUGUUGUGUCAUCUAAAAAUGCCUUCACUAAUGGUUUCCAUCCAUCCAAAUCACAAUCAUAUCAUAAUGGCGCUGGCGUCUAUCGCAGUACGAGCUAUGGUAAUGCCAAUAGCAUGCAGGCGAUUUCACGACGACGUUCCUUUCCGAGCAAAUUUACGAAUGGUGGAAAUAAUGUGCAAUCAAGUUCCAUGAAAUCGAAUAAUUCAGACAUUGAUUUCCAACAACAACAACAACAAUCUUCAUCAUCAUUAGAUGCGAAUGACAAUCACACAGGAAAUCACGGUCAAUAUAUUAAUUACAAUAAUAAUAAAAAUCAUUCAAACAAUAAUAGUCGAGUGGGAUUGGAGAGUGCUUUUGGCGCACAUCAGCCUCAGCAGCAACAGCAACAACAACAACCAACGGUGCUUUCGACUGGUGGUGAUGAGUUUCACUAAACUUUAUGUCGCGUUGAAAAAUUCACCAGUUGGUAUUAUGGCUGCGGGUAUAUUCUCGACGUUUGCCAUAAUUGGCACAUAUCGUUUCGUCAUUAAACCGAGACUGGAUCGUCGACGUCGUGAAGAAGCCGAGGCAUAUGCCGAUUAUAUAUUUCAACAAGAGCGAUCAAACGCAACAGCUUUCAAACAAUAACUCAAACUAAAAACUAACAAAAAAAAUCACAAAAUAUUCACAAUAGUAUAAUUUUAGUAAUUGUAAGUAAGGCAUAUAAACAAUUU